Molecule: messenger RNA, 1333 nt
Organism: Brienomyrus brachyistius
Lineage: Eukaryota; Metazoa; Chordata; Actinopteri; Osteoglossiformes; Mormyridae
Gene: atg10
Product: ATG10 autophagy related 10 homolog (S. cerevisiae)
Exons: 8
Coding region: 150-938 (262 amino acids)
Biological process (GO): protein modification by small protein conjugation; protein lipidation; macroautophagy
Cellular component (GO): intracellular anatomical structure
Molecular function (GO): Atg12 transferase activity
Source: RefSeq, a predicted model, not a curated record
GCUCCCCCCUACCGAUUUCACGUAUGAUGGAAAGGCCUCGCCGGCUCUACAGUAAUUCUCCUUUAAGGGCGACUUGAAACCGCCUGUACUGAAUAACAUUUGCUGUUCCGGCGUCUCCCCUCCGCUGUUGGUAUCCCGGAAGUACUCCGAUGUCUCGAGCCUGGGAUGUGGGGCUGGGCAGCCUGGACGAGGGCACCUUCCUGCGGUGCUGCGAGCUCUUCCUCCAGCACGCACGCUCGCUAGAUGACGGGUGGUCCUGGGGCAGCCUGAACGGGUCUGAUGAAGGAUUCCUGAAGAAAACUGUUCUGGUUACUGGGAAGAUCAACACAGAAGCCCCGGAUGGACCCUGCAGGCCAGGCGAGAACCUGGAUAUGCUUGGAGAGGACGUGCAGGUGGGCCUUGCAAGAGCAGAUGAAGCCCUUGCCUUCACCUGCGCCGUCCUGGCUGAGCCAUCUGCCGGCAGGCACCCCUGCGAGAGGGCAGGGAAUGCGCAGGACGGGGGCCCCGAUGAUGCAGAAGGGACACCAGCGCCCCCCGGUGCGGCAGCUGUGAUUCGCUAUGAGUACCAUGUGCUGUAUUCCAGUAGCUUCCAGACCCCGAUGUUGUACUUCAGAGCCUCGACGCUAGAUGGCCGAUCGCUGUCCCUAGAAGAGAUUUGGGAUGGCGUUCACUCAAAUUACAGACAACGCCUCCUACAUGCACCCUGGGACUCCAUCACUCAGCAGGAACACCCCCUUCUUGGGCAGCCCUUCUUUGCUCUCCACCCUUGCCGAACACAGGAAUUUAUGAGCCCCGUGCUUGAAGCAGCUCGCAACCAAAACAGAAGCCUGAACUACAUUGUCUCUUGGCUGAGCACCGUUGGGCCUGUGGUGGGGCUGCACAUCCCCCUCAGUUACGCCACUGUGUCCUCUGAACCCAGCGGGCCGGAUCCAGAUUGAAGCGCCUCAGCACAGUAAGGGUAUCUGGGCCUGUCUCAGCCGUGUAAGAACCUGUAACAGAACUCAGAACUGGGCUGUAACCAGAGAAUUGGGCUGCGAGCUGCUUCAGACUAGCCUCAAGAAAUCCCAUCCACCAGCUGAGGCUUAUGUGGGGCCUGUUCUGCACGCACUGAACCCCUUUUCUUGUGUAAAUUACAUCUCAUGACCAAGCAGGGGUUGUAAGUACUCACUGCUGAUUCCUGCUGUAUGCUGUCAGCCUAAACAGAAGACUGUAGGUGAUUUCCCAGUGUCAUCCGUUAUUGUGAAUCAUCAGGUAAAAGGUGCUAUGUUGUUAUACUUUCUAACUGUCGAUUGUGUGAACAGUGAUAUAAUCCGAAAUAAAAGUUCAAAACAAA